AAAUUGCAAGAGGGAACAUGGACGAUGUUUAUUGCAGAAAUAGUUGGUACAGCAAUAUUAAUUUUUAUUGGUUGUAUGGCAUGUAUCGGUUCCUUAUUACCUUCUGCACUGCAAUCAUCUAUUGCAUUCGGUAUGACAGUGAACCUUAUUAUUAUGAUGUUAGGUCACGUUAGCGGAGCUCAUUUAAAUCCAGCUGUUACAAUUGGUGCAGUAAUCAUAGGUUUAAAAAGUAUUCCAACCGGUACAUUGUAUAUAAUUGCACAAUUCAUCGGUGCAAGUCUUGGAUACGGUAUAUUACAGGCAGUAAUACCAACUGAUUUAUUUAACAAUGGUAAUUUAAAUCCCAUCGGCGUUUGCAUGACUGUUAUUCAUCGUAGUGUUAGUAUUCCUCAAGCUAUUCUUAUCGAAGCAUUAUGUACUGCUUGCAUACUUCUCGGUGCAUGUGCAACAUGGGAUUCUAGAUGCGCUCAUACCACUGAUUCAACAGCUAUCAGAUUUGGUUUUUCCGUUGUUGCUAUCUCUCUCGCUGCGGGUCCAUACACGGGAUGCAGUAUGAAUCCUGCACGAUCUUUUGGGCCUGCAUUAUGGAACAAUGAUUGGACUAAUCAAUGGGUUUAUUGGUUCGGACCAACAAUUGGUGCAUUGUUAGGAACAUACGUUUAUAAAGUAUUCUUUUUAAAUAAACCACAACUCAAAUAUAAUAUUGAAUCACCGAUCGUCAAAGUUUAAGAUGGAAAUAAUUUUGUUCGAAUUUCUUUUAUCCCGCGUGUAGA
This is a messenger RNA of Polistes canadensis, 773 nucleotides long. Its product is annotated as aquaporin AQPAe.a-like. Gene Ontology annotation, cellular component: plasma membrane. Gene Ontology annotation, biological process: transmembrane transport. The transcript has 5 exons. Gene Ontology annotation, molecular function: water channel activity. Bases 25 to 729 code for a protein of 234 amino acids. The record is from RefSeq and is a predicted model, not a curated record. Lineage: Eukaryota; Metazoa; Arthropoda; Insecta; Hymenoptera; Vespidae.